Molecule: messenger RNA, 774 nt
Organism: Nerophis lumbriciformis (worm pipefish)
Lineage: Eukaryota; Metazoa; Chordata; Actinopteri; Syngnathiformes; Syngnathidae
Gene: spcs2
Product: signal peptidase complex subunit 2
Biological process (GO): protein targeting to ER
Cellular component (GO): membrane; signal peptidase complex
Source: RefSeq, a predicted model, not a curated record
GGAGCGUCCAUGUUGCGGAAGUCGUGUUUUGGGGGCGGAACACAAAAAAAAAAUCCAAGAUGGCAGCUCCGCGCAAUGGUAUCUUAGAGAAAUGGCGCAUCGACGAGAAGCCGGUGAAGCUCGACAAAUGGGACGGAGCAGCGGUUAAAAACUCUUUGGAUGACGCCGCCAAGAAGGUGCUGCUGGACAAGUAUGGCUAUGUGGAGAACUUCGAGCUGGUGGACGGUCGUCUGGUCAUCUGCACCGUGUCCUGUGUGUUUGCCAUGGUGGCUCUGGUGUGGGACUACCUGCACCCCUUUCCCGAGUCCAGACCAGUUCUGGCCUGCUGUGUGGUUUCCUACUUCAUCAUGAUGGGUGUGCUGACGCUGUACACGUCCUACAAGGAAAAGAGCAUCUUCCUGGUGGCGCUGGAGAAGGACCCGGCCGGGAUGGACCCUGACCACAGCUGGCAGCUGGCGUCCUCCCUCAAGCGGUUCGACGACCAGUACACGCUCCUCGUGUCUUUCUGCGACGGCUGGUCCAAGACGUGGAGGGAAAGCGAGUUCACCAAGUCGGUGUCGGCGUUCUUCGACGAGAACGGGACCCUGGCCAUGGACCAGUUUGAAAAAUGCGUCUCCAGACUUCACGACUCGCUGGCCAGCGACAAGAAAAUGAAAUGAAAGAAUUGUUGUGAUGGACGUGUUCAUCUUUUUGUAUUCCCGAGCAGAAUGGUCCUUGUCAGCCACCACAUGGUUACCUGUGAUGGCGUCAGGGAAAUAAAGGUUACAUACAGUC